AUUUCACAUUUUCGAAAAAUUGAGAAUAAAUUGAAAAUCAACAUGAACAAGAAACUUUCUCCAGAAGAUGCGUUCUAUGAAAAUUUAACGUUAGGUUUGAUCAAAACCCUAUCAAAUGUGCCGCGAGUCUGUAAUGUGAAUUUGGAGCGCCGUCAGCCGCUUAAUCUAUGUCAGGUAGUCAACUGGGAGCAGCGACAUUGCGUUUAUCUUCCAGAGGACAUGAAGAAGUUCUAUUUGUCCACCGAUGGCUUCGUACUCAACUGGAGCUAUCAAUAUGCGCCUAGCGAUAUUCGUCGUGUGGGUUAUAUACACUUUCCCCACCUGCUGCAGGUAACGCUUUUGCGUGAGAACAUCGAGAACACGCACUCGGUGAGCAACUCGACAUCUUCGACCAGCACGGCGGCCACUUCAAGUACCGCACCCAAGGAUAAGAGCGACAAUGCACCGCCCAUCAUAAUGCCAAAGACGAAAAUCUUUGAGAUCAACAACAUCAAUGAGGUGGCCAAGGUCUGCAUGUUUUACGAGUCAACAAACUCGAACAAUCCGAGAUUUUAUUUACUGGAGCUGAACACGCUGAGCUGGCAGUUUUUGGCCGAAACAUUUAGCGAAUAUUUGCGCAUGGCCAUUGCACAUUUGGGUCUGCCUUAUUGGGAGCUGUGCUUUUCCAGCUUCGGCCUGCCCUCGUGGACAGAGCAACUUUUCUUGCUGCUCGCACCGCAUCUACUCGAGAAACACGAGCUGCGGCGUGGACGCAUUAUAAAUCCCGCUUGCGAGCAUCCGUACAACAUUAUUGAUCCGAAUAUCUUUCGGGGCAAGCCAAAGGGAUUGGCAAAGACGUUGGCAAACAGUAACAAGCCACAUAAGUGAGGGAAGUGUUGGAAUUCAGGUAGAAAAAACAA
Molecule: messenger RNA, 899 nt
Organism: Drosophila albomicans
Lineage: Eukaryota; Metazoa; Arthropoda; Insecta; Diptera; Drosophilidae
Product: tubulin polyglutamylase complex subunit 2
Exons: 4
Coding region: 43-867 (274 amino acids)
Biological process (GO): protein polyglutamylation
Source: RefSeq, a predicted model, not a curated record